UGUGUAUCUCUGUGCGUGUGUGCAUGCGUGUGUGUGUUUCAGCUAUAAUUGAUUGCUUUUCACCUUAAGGUUUUACUGGAUUCAUGUGAAUCAAGGGCAUCCCCUACCUCUUCAAGUCAAUAUAUGCAUUUGGCAAAUGGGAAUAUUAACACACUGCUCUUAGCCAUGCUUUGUAAAGACAAUUAUCUGUUUUGGAAGGGGGUUUUAAAAAUGCUUUGUGAUAUCCUAAAUAUGGAGGCAAGCAAUAUGAAGUUAAAAGGUUUUGAGACUGAGGUCUUAAGCACUGUUGAGAGCUUGGGUGAGAAACUUGUGCGGUAAGUGUGCACAGGAAGUGUGAGGCCCACUGUGUGCCCUGAUGUGAGGAGGGAGAUGGAAUGAUCUCAGGGGGCACCGUGUUGAAUAUUAAAUCUAAGUUAACCUGCUUCCUCCUGAUAUUAAGCAGCCAGGCCUAUUCUUCAGUCCUUAUUAGUCAUAACACUUCCAUGGAGGUUUCCUAUGAGUGUAGCUUACAGUGACCGGCCCUGUGCAAAAGCACUGAGCUAAUUUAUAUUAAAACUGAGAGUAGGUAAACUGUAAUUUGUUUUCUGUACAGAUGACAUCCAGUGGAAAGGGCAAGACUGGAUGAUAGGAUGGUGGUGGCUGAGAUCUUACUUAUUGCUAUCUAGAAAAUAAUAAAGCUGAUGUUUUUCUAGUGUUAGAAUUUCUAUAUUUGCAAUUUAGUAUGUGCUUGAUUGGAAGUAUUGGUAUAACCCAAAUAUACAUUUUUUGGUAUAACUCAGAUUAGCAGUGACAUUUAAUGCUUUAUUUAUAUCUUCCUUCCAUCUGAUACUGAAUCAUCCUCCUUUUGAGAUCUCUCACUGUCUUCUUUAAUUUUGUCCUAACUGGUAAAAGGUUGGAAUCUGACAACUCCAGGAGUUGCCUCUGCUGCAGUGCUUGUGAUCUGAAGUGUGGAACGGCAAUGCCUUGCUCCCUUGGUGUCCCUGGGAGUAGUUGUGCACCCUGGUCACUGAGCCCAUCACUGUGGGCACCGGGCACUCUCUGGGACAGGCCCCUCCUCACAGUCUCCUCUUCAGUCCAGCUCAGAAUGUUCACAGGGGUAGGGGCCUGCCAGCUGCAAUGGGGAUGGGGGAAAAGGGUCAGAUUCCUUAACUGUCCUCACUCCCUGUCCUGGCAGAUCUGGUAUGCCGUUUAAGCAUUCCUGCGGUAUUAGCCUCUAUUAUUUUUCUCACAUGGUUUACUUUAUACUUGAUUCUAGUCAUUUGACUAUUUUCAAAGACAGCAUGGAGAUAUAGGAAAAUAACUUAAUUUGAAGAUUAGAAUUCUGCUAUUUUUACAGUGCAAUCUCCUUAGCUUUGGAAUUGAUUUCUUUUGGUUGCCGUUGGUCUUUGUAAAGGGUGUGACAUUGCUUAGGAUUUAUGUACAAUUUUGCUUCAAUAUUGUAUUCACUUAGUAAACUUUUUCAAGGGUACUUAAACUAUUUGGUGUAAAUUUAGAAUAAAGCAGUUGUCCAUCUUGAAAUGUUUAUUUUCCCUUUCUGGUAUUAUGUCAUACAGGGUUUUACAGAGUUUUAAUAAAUGCCCUCUAAUUAGUCUGAAAAGUGUUUUCUUUUGCUUCAUAACAUUGUGGCUUCUCAUUAAAUGAGAGUGACAGUUUAAGGGCAAGUUAUUUAAGUUAUGAUAGAUUUCACCUUACUAAAUAAUUCGCAACAUUUCUCUGACUUGUGGUGUAUACUUGUAUAGUUUUAUUUCAGAUGAGUUGAGAAGAAUUCUUGACAUGGUACGAAAAGGUAUUAUCUCCAAGGCAGUUUUUUUUAAAUCCAAAGUAAGAAAAAAAAGUGUCCAUGAUCCACACUAUAUUUAUUUAUUUGAAGGAGAAGUUGUUUUCUAAGUCACCUUGCACCGUGAACUGAAAUUUGGUGAAAUUUGGGUGUCAGCCCUUGUUUGCACGUCCAUCCAAAACAGAGGUAAGUUUUUGCAGGAAUGUCAGGUGACUGUGGGACAGACCCAAACAAGAAUGAAACCGGAGGCUUUGCAUUAAAACAAAUACUCACUUAGACCAUAUGGGCUUUGCUUUUCUUUUGGCAUCAUAAAGUUUCAGUAAAUAUGGGCUCUGGUAUUAUAUUUCACAUAAAAUGGAUGUGCUAAAUUUAUGGUAAUUAAAUCAUAUAUGUAAUAUUCAUUACUCAGCUGUGAUUGAACUUGAUGUUAGAUUCUUUGUCUAAAUUUCAGAUUGGCCUGAAAUGUCUUAGUGGUGAGAAGGUAAGAAGGGCUUGAUAACUGCAUGACAUUGAACAGGGCUAACCAAAAGGGUGGGUUGUUUCUCUCUCUUGUGUUAAUAUGAACACAGUGGUGGCUUCAGCUGUCAAACAAGUUUUAUGUUUUCCUUGUCUGGUCUUGUUGACCUGCUAUUUAUUUUAGUCUUUUGAUAAACAGGAAGAUCUGCUCCAGUAGUUGGAGGGAAUGUUUUAAGGAACAUUUAAACAAAUGUGAGAAAUGAGAAUUUUAUCCAGAAAGUAUUUAACUUGAGGGAAAAAAAAAAAAAAAAAGGUUGGGGGAGAAUAUAGUUCCAAGAUAAUCACAUAAUCCUUAAAAUUUUAGAAUUAAAAAAAUUUGAUUGGGGUCUUUUAGACUACAUUUUUCUCUUCAAAUCUCAAAUUGUAAGUUCACAUUUGCUGCUUCUGUUGGUGACAUAUUACCUUGUUUUUUUUUUUUUAAUGUUUAUUUUUAUUUUUGAGAGAGUGAGUCAGGGAGAGGCAGAGAGAGAUGGGGACAGAGGAUCCAAAGCAGGCUCUGCGCUGACAGCACCGAGCCUUAUGUGGGGCUCCAACUCACGAACCGCGAGAUCACAACUGAGCCACCCAGGUGCCCCCAUAUUACCUCGUUUUAAUAGUUGUUUAGUACACGGCACUUGAGAUGCCAUUAAGGUUGGGCCUUGAGCUAGCGAUCUCUGUGCAGGUCUGAAAGUCUCUGCUGUGGCCCAGCCCUGGCAGGGAUGUUGUGUGGCCAGCUCAGCUCAGCAUUUCACUGCCCUGGAGGAAAAGAAUGAAUAAAGUAAAAAGACAAGUGCUGAACAUCGGUGUCAUGUCCAGGCUUCAUCCCCUGUUGUUCAAACAUGCCAUGUGUGUUUUGGCUUUCCUGCCUUUGUCCUAAGAUUUACCCCAAUUGUAAUGAAAUAAUUCCUUCAUGAAGUGUUCUUUGUCUUCAGGGUUUUCUGAAUUUUUGUAAUUCCUGUACAACUUGGGUGGCAUUUAAUGUUGAUAAUUGGGUAUUGUCAGUGAACUUUACACGUACCUAUGACUUGCCUCCCCAAAUUGACAUGAAAGUCUUGGAGAACAGGGGCAUUUUCAGACUUGGCUGACCCCCCUUUAUUCUAAAAUACAACCAUUUUCAGACAGAGUGUUAAGUUCUUAACUGACUGGUAGUUUGUGACAUGCCAUCUUGCUGUCUUCAGUUGUUCAAGUGUGUAGUGAGUGCAGAAAUGAUUUCCAUCAUUAGAGGCCUCCAUGUGGAUGUUCUCUCAUAUCCCUGACAAGUCCUGCUGGCAGGACCCUUCCAGCAGUCUGCAUGGGGUCAUGGCUCUGCUACCUGCGGAGCUCUGGUUCCCACGCUGUCCCUGGGCUCUCCACUUUGGGAAGCUGUUUCAGGGGGUUGGGGUCUAUAGAGCUUCAUACUCUACUACUGCAGGGACAUGUGUUUUAUAAACAUGUUUGAUGGAGAAUGUCGUAGGGAAGAUUAGCUGGUUUUAAUUUUAUGAGUUUUCAAGACCAGGUUAUGGUGGUCAUGGGAAUGGUUGUCUCCUUUCCACUAAGGAAAGGAAACCUGCCUGGGUGUGUUGAAUUUUCCUGAUACAGCAUCACAGACAGGUUGAGCAACACAUGAACCUCAGGGAUGAUUCGUCCUUUCAUUUUUACACACAAGGCCUCGGGUGCCCACAAGGAGGAAAUGACUUGUGCGAUGUCCGGCCACUUAGCUCGUAGAGCCAUUUUAUUGCCCUUCUUUGUGGCCACUGAUAGACAGGAUAUGUGCCCGCUAGAUGCCUUUGUCAUCAAAGUCCUGGUUCCUUGUUGCGGCCACUCUAUCUGUGCAUCUUUAAAGUUUCACAAACUGGCUUUGUUCCUGUUUUUUCUUCCCCUCACCCCAGUCGGAUAAGUUUACACUUAACAACUCUCAUUGUUUGAGGUAGUCCAUUUCACACUUUAAUUACUACUUGUGUAAUUAUAUUUUGCCUGAGCUUCCUUAGAACUAAUUUGCUUCUUUGCUUCCUUGCAGGAUUUUUAUCAGAAACUCUACUUUCAAGUAUGCUACAGAAUAGUGAUAGUACAGAUUAGCUGGAUGACACUCCCCACUUCUCCUCGAGGGGCAGGAUCCAAGGCCUCCUCCAGGAGAUGCCUGGACCCUCAGACAGCACCACACCCUGGACACACUAGGUUUUUUCCUGUCCAGGCAUACUUCUGAUAAAGUUUAAUUUGUAAGCUAGGCAUAGUAGGAGUUCAUAGCAAUAACCAAUAAUAGAAUAGAACAAGUAUAAAAAUAUUCUGUGCUAAAAAUUAUGUGGAUGUGGCCUCCCUUUUUCUCAAAUAUCUUAUUGUACCGUCCUCGCCCUUCUUGUGAUGAUGUGAGGUGAGAACGUGUGUGUCGAGAUGAAGGGAGGUAAAUGAUGUAGGCACUGUGAUGUAGCAUUAGGCUAAUCCUAACCUUCUGACAGUACGUCAGGAGGAUCAUCUCUUUUUGGAUUGUGGUUGGUGGCUGGUAACUGAAACUAUGGAAAGGGAAAGCACAGGGGUAGUACUAUAUUUGUGCUUGCUGUUUUCUAAUUUAGUGCUCGGAUUGUGCUGCUUAAUUUUUUUUUCCUUAGAUGGUAUGUAUCACAUGUACCAUAAUUUUUUAGAAGGAACAAAUUGGAGGCACAGGUACCUAAAUUUCAAAUACCUUAUAAAGGAAAACUUUAUAAACUGUAUAAGGACAGAGAACUAAUUGUGCAUUUAAGGAAUGAAGAAAUCGUACGGCAUUACUAUAAUCUUUACAUAUAUUUCAUAAGGUAUCUUGGAGCUGUUAUUUAAAAACUCCCCCAUUUCAAAUGUAUUUGAAAUUGACCAGAUGGGCCCACAUAAAGUCUUGAGUCACAUUAGGGAUUUCCAGGAAAAAUCUAAGUGCCAAAAAUUUUUUAAACAAAUAUGUUAAUAAUGGAAUACAAAUUGAUCUUUGGUUUGAGAUAACCAGUAAUAUAUAUCACUGGAUGUUCUUGGGUGUGAGGAUUGUGUUUAAGAGAGAGUCUCUGUUGUUUCCUAUGCUAGACUAUAGAUCCUAAGAGGAUAGGGAACUUUACUGCUGUAGCUCUUGUACCUAGUUCAGGGCCUGCCAUAUGAUAGAUGCUCCAUAAAUAUUUGAAUGAAUGGAUAAUGUCCACAGAUUCAGUACAGUGAUAAAUUUAUAUAACAUGCGCAUCUUCAAGACAUUGUUGUGAGUACUGUGGAGAGAUAGGAGCAAAAGAUGAAGUGAGAUUAAGGACUGACAUUGCAAAGAGAGAUUAGCCAGGGAUUGAAAGUUGAGUAAGGGUUUCACAAAUGAAGAGAUAGAGAUGGCUUUCCAGGAGGGUACAAACAAGCUAUAACAAGUUUGAGUGACGAGGAGAUCCCAUGGACUGACUAGCUUAUAGCUUGGUGUUUGUGUGUGCGUGCGCGCGCGUGUGUGUAAACAGCCUUUGUCUAUAUUGCUCCCUUCCCUGCUGAAAAUCUUUUCCAAAAGCUGACACACAUUCCUGUCUGCAGGGAUGCUCAUGGUAAUAAGACUCAGGAGCACUGUCUUGGGCAAAUCUUUUGAAGAUAUCAUCAUAGAUGCCUCCUUUGACUGAUGAUAGGAGUAUUCUGGGAGGAGAAGGAAGCCCCACCUCUGGCAUCAGUAGUCCUGAGGAGACAUUGGGAACAGGCCCCUCCACCCUCCUGAGUGGCUGUGGUCUGAUCCCCACUCUGAGCACUGUGGUCUGGUGUCCAUGGCCUUGGAGCCAUACUUGUGUUGGGAUGUUGUGGUGCUGUGCAACUCUGACCCAGACCCCAUGCAGUGUGGGGUGUGCUGGCCUUGAGUAUAGGGGUCCCAGGGUACAGCUGGAUAACUGUUUGCCAGGCCCCCGAAGGAGAUUGGAGGAUCCAAACUACUGGAUACAGGUGCACAGACUUGAACAUGGAGAUGGAGGAAUACUAGACCUUGAUGACACCCUCUGUGAUGUAGCAGAUGAUAAAGACAGACUGGUGGCAGUGUUUGAUGAGCAAGAUCCACAUCAUGGAGGUGAUGGCACCAGUGCCAGCUCCACGGGCACCCAGAGUCCAGAGGUAUUUGGCAGUGAGCUGGGCACCAGCAGUGUCUCCGCCUUUCAGCCUUACCAAGCGACAAGCGAGAUUGAAGUGACACCUUCAGUCCUUCGUGCAAAUAUGCCUCUUCAUGUCCGACGAAGCAGUGACCCAGCUUUAAUUGGCCUUUCAACUUCCAUUAGUGAUAAUAAUUUUUCUUCUGAAGAGCCUUCGCGGAAAAACCCCACACGCUGGUCAACAACAGCUGGCUUCCUUAAGCAAAACACAGCUGCUAGCCCUAAAACCUGUGACAGGAAGAAAGAUGAAAACUACAGAAGCCUUCCACGGGAUACUAGUAACUGGUCGCACCAAUUUCAGAGAGACAAUGCUCGGUCAUCUCUGAGUGCCAGUCACCCAAUGGUGGACAAGUGGCUGGAGAAGCAAGAACAGGAUGAGGAUGGGACAGAAGAAGACAACAGUCGUGUUGAACCUGUUGGACAUGCUGAUACCGGUUUGGAGAAUAUACCCAGCUUUUCUCUGGAUGAUAUGGUAAAGCUCGUACAAGUCCCCAACGAUGGAGGGCCUCUGGGAAUCCAUGUAGUGCCUUUCAGUGCUCGAGGCGGCAGAACCCUGGGGUUAUUAGUAAAACGAUUGGAGAAAGGUGGUAAAGCUGAACAAGAAAACCUUUUUCAUGAGAAUGAUUGCAUUGUCAGGAUUAAUGAUGGCGACCUUCGAAAUAGAAGAUUUGAACAAGCACAACAUAUGUUUCGCCAAGCCAUGCGUACCCCCAUCAUUUGGUUCCAUGUGGUUCCUGCAGCAAAUAAAGAGCAGUAUGAACAACUAUCCCAAAGUGAGAAGAACAAUUACUAUUCAAGCCGCUUUAGUCCGGACAGCCAGUAUAUCGAGAACAGGAGUGCGAACAGUGCAGGCCUUCAGGCCCUGCAGAGAACACCCCGACUGAACCACCCGCCCGAGCAGAUAGACCCUCAUCCCAGACUACUACCUCAGAGCACACACCCCUCCGGAAAACCGCCCUCAGCUCCAGCUCCGGCAACCCAAAAUAUAUUUAGUACCAAUGUAAGCAGUGGUUACAACACCAAAAAAAUAGGCAAGAGGCUUAACAUCCAGCUGAAGAAAGGUACAGAAGGUUUGGGAUUCAGCAUCACUUCCCGAGAUGUAACAAUAGGUGGCUCAGCUCCAAUUUAUGUGAAAAACAUCCUCCCCAGGGGGGCCGCCAUCCAGGACGGCAGACUCAAGGCAGGAGAUAGACUUAUAGAGGUAAAUGGAGUCGAUUUAGCAGGCAAAUCCCAAGAGGAAGUUGUUUCCCUGUUGAGAAGCACCAAGAUGGAAGGGACCGUGAGCCUUCUGGUCUUUCGCCAAGAAGAUGCCUUCCACCCAAGGGAACUGAAUGCAGAGCCAAGCCAGAUGCAGAUUCCAAAAGAAACGAAAGCAGAAGAUGAGGAUAUUGUUCUCACACCUGAUGGCACCAGGGAAUUUCUGACGUUUGAAGUUCCACUUAAUGAUUCAGGAUCAGCGGGUCUUGGUGUCAGUGUCAAAGGUAACCGGUCCAAAGAGAACCAUGCAGAUUUGGGAAUCUUCGUCAAGUCCAUUAUUAAUGGAGGAGCAGCAUCUAAAGAUGGAAGGCUUCGGGUGAAUGAUCAACUGAUAGCAGUGAAUGGAGAAUCCCUGUUGGGCAAGACAAACCAAGAUGCCAUGGAAACCCUCCGAAGGUCUAUGUCCACUGAAGGGAACAAGCGAGGAAUGAUCCAGCUCAUUGUUGCAAGGCGAAUAAGCAAGUGCAAUGAGCUGAAGUCACCUGGGAGCCCCUCUGGACCUGAGCUGCCCAUUGAAACAGUAUUGGAUGAUCGAGAACGAAGAAUCUCCCAUUCCCUCUACAGUGGGAUUGAGGGGCUUGAUGAAUCACCCACGAGAAAUGCUGCACUCAGUAGGAUAAUGGGUGAGUCAGGUAAAUACCAGCUGUCCCCCACAGUGAACAUGCCCCAAGAUGACACUGUCAUUAUAGAAGAUGACAGGUUGCCAGUGCUUCCUCCACAUCUCUCUGACCAGUCAUCUUCCAGCUCCCAUGAUGACGUGGGGUUUGUGACCACAGACGCUGGCGCAUGGGCUAAGGCUGCAAUCAGUGAUUCAGCAGACUGCUCUUUGAGUCCAGAUGUUGAUCCAGUUCUUGCUUUUCAACGAGAAGGAUUUGGACGCCAGAGUAUGUCAGAAAAACGCACAAAGCAAUUUUCAGAUGCCAGUCAAUUGGAUUUCGUUAAAACGCGAAAAUCAAAAAGCAUGGAUUUAGGUAUAGCUGACGAGACUAAACUCAAUACAGUGGAUGACCAGAAAGCAGGUUCCCCCAGCAGAGAUGUAGGACCGUCCCUGGGUCUGAAGAAGUCAAGCUCACUAGAGAGUCUGCAGACAGCAGUCGCUGAGGUGACUUUGAAUGGGGAUAUUCCUUUCCACCGCCCACGGCCACGAAUAAUCAGAGGAAGGGGAUGCAAUGAGAGCUUCAGAGCUGCCAUUGACAAGUCUUAUGAUAAACCUGCAGUAGAUGAUGAUGAUGAAGGCAUGGAGACGUUGGAAGAAGACACAGAAGAAAGUUCAAGAUCAGGGAGAGAGUCUGUAUCCACUGCCAGUGAUCAGCCUUCGCAUUCUUUGGAGAGACACAUGAAUGGAAACCAAGAGAAAGGCGAUAAGAUGGAUAGGAGAAAAGAUAAAGCUGGAAAAGAGAAGAAGAAAGAUAGAGACAAGGAUAAAGACAAAAUGAAAGCCAAGAAGGGCAUGCUGAAGGGCUUGGGAGACAUGUUCAGGUUUGGCAAACAUCGAAAAGAUGACAAGAUUGAGAAAACGGGUAAAAUAAAAAUACAGGACUCCCUUACAUCAGAAGAGGAGAGGAUACGAAUGAAGCAGGAGCAGGAGAGGAUUCAAGCCAAAACUCGUGAAUUUAGAGAGCGACAAGCUCGAGAGCGUGACUAUGCUGAAAUCCAAGAUUUUCAUCGGACAUUGGGUUGUACUGAUGAGUUGCUGUAUGGGGGAAUGUCUUCCUACGAAGGCUCGGUGGCUCUCAACACCAGACCCCAGAGCCCAAGAGAAGGGCAUAUGAUGGAUACUCUGUAUGCCCAAGUGAAGAAGCCACGGAAUUCCAAACCUUCGUCUGUAGACAGCAACAGAUCAACUCCUAGCAACCAUGAUCGGAUACAGCGUCUACGGCAAGAAUUUCAGCAAGCAAAGCAGGAUGAAGAUGUAGAAGAUCGGCGACGUACCUAUAGCUUUGAACAACCCUGGCCCAACUCCAGAGCGGCGGCGCAGAGCGGCAGGCACUCGGUGUCGGUGGAGGUGCAGAUGCAGCGCCAGCGGCAGGAGGAGCGCGAGGGGUUCCAGCAGGCCCAGCGCCAGUACAGCUCCCUGCCCCGGCAAAGCAGGAAAAACGCCAGCUCUGUGUCCCAGGAUUCCUGGGAGCAGAACUACCCCCCUGGGGAAGGCUUCCAGAGUGCCAAGGAGAACCCCAGAUACUCCAGCUACCAGGGCUCCAGGAACGGCUAUCUGGGCGGGCACGGCUUCAACGCCAGGGUGAUGCUGGAGACCCAGGAGCUCCUUCGCCAGGAACAGAGGCGGAAAGAGCAACAGAUGAAGAAGCAGCCUCCUCCUCCCGAGGGGCUUAACAACUAUGACUCAUACAAGAAAGUCCAGGACCCCAAUUACACCCCUCCCAAGGGGCCCUUCCGGCAGGACGUGCCCCCCUCCCCUUCUCAGGUCGCUAGGCUGAACAGACUCCAGACUCCUGAGAAAGGGAAACCCUUCUAUUCCUGAACAGGAGAAGAGUGGAGACUUCAUGUCAUGCAAUAAAGGACAUUUUCUUAUGAAGACUUGUAUUUUGGGAGUUUUUUUAAAACCUUGAUGGUACUAUGGAAUUUUUCUGUUUGUUGGUAUCAGUGCCUUUAAGCAGUAUGGGCGAAGAAAUGGAAGGCCUUAAUGUCUUUGCCACUAUGUCUCAAGUGUCUAUUUCAUGGAAGGAUUUCCCACCAUCUGACAAUCAUCUGUUUGAGGCAUUCACAUGCUCUGCACCUCUCUGGAGUACCAGGAAUGUUCACCUCCCCCAUGAGAUGUUCAUGGCUUUAUGUUACAGCCCCCUACAACUUGUGACAAAUUACCUUGAAGUUGAAGGUGAUAUUGAUCCCUCCUUCUCCCCUUUCGGUUUUCUUUGAUGUGAGGCGACAUCCCAAUCUCUGGUGGAUCAAAGUGGGUGACAUACACCAGAAAUUGGGGCUUUAUGGUACUUCACAGCACAGUCAUUUAUGGUACUUUGUAAUCAGUGUGGUUUUCCCUGUUCUCUCCCAGCUCCUUGCAACAGGAAAGUUCCUUCAUCCUAGUAAAGAAGCUAAGCCAUAUCCAACACUGUCUGGUUAUCAUGGGGGUCCUUUUGCAACUGCCUUAUAACUCGACAUUACCAAUAAAGCGAUCAUUGUAGUCUGUGUUUAUAAAUACACUUGUUCGGUCAUGUUCCUGACACGUGUGUUGAGUCAGUGCAGCUCUGUGUGGGGGACGAGGGACAGGGAGUGACUUCUGGUUGGGGAAGAAUGGAGCCUGCCCACCGGCCCUGUGCAUAUCAUGACGUGGGAGGUGGUAGCUAAGAAAAGAAUUCUCCCAGGAUGAGCUUCUGGCCCACAACAUCCCAGUAAUUAUUUUAAUUAGUUUUCGUUUGACAGGUUGGCAGGAAGGGCAUAGAGUGAGACAAAGAUAAAUCAGACGGUCGUUUUGGGAUUCUAAAAACUCAUCGGCUUGCUACAGUUUUUAAAGUCAGUUGGAAAUCACGUUUGUCUAGCACACCCAGAUGCUGUAUCUCUGCCUGGUGAUGCCAUCCAUGCUACUAGAUAAUUCUGCCACAAAACGAAGACAGAUAAGGGGAAAGCUGUUAUAUCACCAAACAGUGGUAACAAAAGAUUGCUCUCAUGUCAAUAUUGUAAUGUGUGUGGGGGUCACAAGGACCUCGAUUGCUCCUGUGUUUUCAGCUGUCCGUCUGAACGUCAUGUGUUGUGAACCAUGGCUGGGUUGCUAAAGUGCCUGCAAAUCCCGAUGUGAAGAAAGCUUGAGAUGAAAGCUCAGCACACCAUGUAUUAACAAAAAAAGAGAAAACAAACAAAAAAAGACAUGUACCGAUAUGCCUUUUUUUUUUUUUACUGGCACAUUGUAUUUUUGUGUCCACUUGUUUUUAGAAAAUAUGUGAAGUGUCCACACGUACCUGUGUCUCUUUUGCAUUUCUGUUAUAUGGUUCUAUGUGUUCAUAAUGUGUGGCAAUGUUUAAAUGGUGUUACCAAUGUAAGCACAGUGACCUUGGAUGACAGCAGCUUUUUCUUACAGCCUUCCUUGAGCUGUGAGAAACAGCUUUCCCUGUACAUAUGAGACUUCUAAUAAAAGGCAUAUUUCUUCCUGUU
Molecule: messenger RNA, 11718 nt
Organism: Acinonyx jubatus (cheetah)
Lineage: Eukaryota; Metazoa; Chordata; Mammalia; Carnivora; Felidae
Gene: PARD3
Product: par-3 family cell polarity regulator
Exons: 25
Coding region: 5834-10096 (1420 amino acids)
Biological process (GO): establishment or maintenance of epithelial cell apical/basal polarity; establishment of centrosome localization; cell adhesion
Cellular component (GO): cell cortex; apical plasma membrane; apical junction complex
Molecular function (GO): protein binding; phosphatidylinositol binding
Source: RefSeq, a predicted model, not a curated record